GAUAUUAUUUUUUUUUAAAUACACAAUUCAUUUUUCUUAAUUUUGAAAAAUAAUUUUGUCCAAUUCAAAAUUAAAUCAAGUUGAAAUUGAAAUCAGACCAAACCACAAAUCAAAAUAAGACUAAACUGAAAUCAAAUUCUGAAUGGCUAUACUUUGGAUUGAAACCGAACCGAUACCAUAAGAAACCAGGAUCCAAUGGUUUGGUUUACGAUCAAACCAUCUACGUUGAAGCCACCAGUUUGGAAUUGGUACUAGUCCAAAACCGGACCGAGUCUUUGAAUUGAUCAUUUAUUUUUUUUUUUUUUUUUUUAAAUGGGAUUGGUUGCUGGAUGGCAACCUUCUCCCCAAUGAAAUACAAGGAUCUACAAGAAUAAGUCUUAAGCAGAAUAAUUUGCCUAUAAAUUCACAAGCGUCUCUCAUCACUAACAUAUUCAUCAACCAUAUUGAUUUCAUUUCAAGAAAUAAUAUGGGUUCUGGAGGAGAAGCCAAUUUCACAGUCACGGUGAUCAGGAAGGAGGUGGUGGCAGCAGUACUACCACUGCAAGAGCAUUGGUUGCCACUCUCCAACCUGGAUUUGCUUCUUCCUCCACUUGAUGUUGGUGUUUUCCUCUGUUACAAGUCACAGAAGGACAUCAAUUCUGGACGCGCUGACUUUGGGCUCCAUCUCCAAAGCAGCAGAAUCAACAAGCGUUGGGUCACAAUGUGAGUUAAAUAUUGAUCAUAUUUGUAAUUUUAAUAUUAUUACUUAAUUAUGUUUGACAUGUUCAUGCAUCCGCAUAAACAUAUAUACAUAAGUAGUUAAAUAUAUAUGAGCACUCUUUUGCUGCAUAUUUAUUUCCUGUUAAUCAUUUGUGGCUAUUGCCUAAGGAUAAUUUAGAGUUAUAUGUGUUUGUGCUUAAAUGUGGAGUAUGUUAUGGAUAUGGAGUGGAUGAAUAGACGCAACUUAAACUUGUCUCGUUGGGACCUGGUCCUUAUAGUUAUGGAAAAUCGGGAUGAGACAUGACUUUGAGUUGAUCUAUCUCGCUGGUUUCUGCACUUGAAUUUAAGUACAGGCUUAAAUUGAGCUCUCUAAUGGAUAUUAAAUUAAGAGAACUGAAUAAAAGAUAAGCUCCUAUAGUUACA
Messenger RNA from Hevea brasiliensis (rubber tree), 1122 nucleotides. Its product is annotated as coniferyl alcohol acyltransferase-like. NCBI's taxonomy places the organism in Eukaryota, Viridiplantae, Streptophyta, Magnoliopsida, Malpighiales, Euphorbiaceae. The transcript is spliced from 2 exons. The record is from RefSeq and is a predicted model, not a curated record. The coding region runs from base 467 to 706 and encodes 79 amino acids.